CCUAAAUAGAGGCAAAAGUAGAUCUUUUUACACAUCUUCUUCAAUUUUACGAACCUCAAUUAUUGCAUUGCAAUUUGGAAGCGUCCUUUUUCUCUCAAGCGUCGUUGUUUCUAAAAUCCUCAGUACGGUUUUUAUCAUCACAAAGCAGAUCCAAUUGCAACACCUUCGUUCUUUUUCGUGCCGCUACUUCCAACUUUAUCUUUUUAUUUUUCCUAUCUUUAGCCUUUGACACCACCAAUAAUCAAAUAUUCGACCUAUUUCUAGUGCAACUUUCCUGCUCACGUAUACGACAUCUGAGGACCCGCUUCCGUCUAGAUUUACGGUAACGCUACCCACGAUUACUCAUUACAAGAGACUACCUCAAGACAUACUUCAGCUGAAGUACCCUUCAGAUUUUGCUACACUCUCUUGAUCAUAGUCCCCUCACAUCACAUUCGAAUCGGACCCUUUCAAUCAGAUCAGAUUGGUAUUAUCUUCUCCCGGGUUUUCCUUCGCAACCUUCGCCUCCCCACCCUCGCGAUACCACCUUUUUUACUCAUUUCUCCUCUUCGUCACUAAGAACCGUCACAUCUAAACUACAUACGCACAUCUUUCGAUUUCAAGAAUUUUCAUUAUGUCGUCGUACGCUGCCAGAUCCCACGCUCAAAAUGGCGGUGUUGAUCAGUACUCUCCGCCUCGCCACAAUGAGAACGGUAAUAAUUACAAUGGUGCCUACGGGCGAGAUGGUGCCCCUGCUUCCAAAUUUAUGACACCUAUCGAAAGUGUUUAUCAUCCACCAGCUCCUCACCGCCCAAAUAUUGCACCCGCGGAACAUACUUUACCUCAAUCUCGCUUCCAUCACGGAGAAAUUCCCCUCGGGCCUCAACAGAACACUACUUCCGAUUGGAACCCAACUGCUUCCCAUCCUUCGCGCCGUUCACCUUCACCUGCUGCUGGACACCCACGUUAUUGCUCUCCGCUACCUGAAUACCCUCGCGGUAGAGCUUCGCCUUCAUCUCCUCCCAUGUAUUACGACGCUGAAGGAAAUGAAAAGUAUCAUGCAAACGAUGCUUCAUUCUCCGCCCCCAAGCCUGUAUUUGUCGACCCUGCGCCCAGACCCGUAGUCAACGCUGGGAACGCAUCUUAUUUACAUGGUCAACCGAUGGGAAGCGACAAGACAAUGAGUGAGAAAGGUCCCAUCACCAACUUCCGGGACGCCGAUGGCCAGGACGUUUGGCGACGGAUUGGUCAUGAAAUAAAAACCAAACCGGAUGA
This is a messenger RNA of Melampsora larici-populina 98AG31, 1254 nucleotides long. RefSeq lists its product as uncharacterized. The transcript is spliced from 2 exons. The annotation marks the transcript as partial. Lineage: Eukaryota; Fungi; Basidiomycota; Pucciniomycetes; Pucciniales; Melampsoraceae. The record is from RefSeq and is a predicted model, not a curated record.